GAGCAGAGCGUGGCGUGUCGGAUUUGCAGGCGGCCAAGGUAUCCAGAGAGAAGGAAGAGAACAAGGCCAAGUCAUCGGAGCAGAAGGCAGAGGAGGACGUGAUGGGUGUCGGGGAUGGUGCGUUCGAGCUUUUGGACGGGGCGAAGCCCUUCGUGGUCCGUGCUGCGGUGAAGUUGUCGACGAAGCUGCAAGCCCUCUUGAAGGAGAAGGUGUUCGAAGCGGCUCACAAGGCCUUCAUGCAAACGUACCAUACGACCACAGCCGCCAAAAGUACUGGUCGAGCUCAGUGCGGAUUGAAACCGGUCGAGCUCAUGGACCAAGCCAGAGAAGCCCUCCGGGAGUUUGUGCCGUUCAGAAGUAAGGUCGUCGCAACCGAGCACAUCCCUACCCUGGACAUGGUGUCGAUGUUCGGGUGCCUGGCGGAGAUGUACUUUGUGUCUUCGGAGUACGAGGGAACAGGCCAGCUCCGCUACAUCCUGGAAGGUACGAAAGACACAUAUGCGUGCAGCCUCAAAAACAUCCAGGCCGCCAUGCAGAAACUAGGGCUCGACAAAGACGGCAAAAAGUCAUCGGAUGUGGACGUCUACAAGUUUUUCAGACACCUCACUGAGGAACAGGUAUCGAAGAGCGGCCUUACCGUGUACAAGCUUGCGGUGCGCCACGGAGAUGCAUACUACUUGCCUUCCGGGUGGGUGAUGGCAGACAUCUGUGGUGAUGAGGAGUGCAUUGGCCUUCGUCUGGCGAUCGUUGCAGACAAGGACAUUGUCAAGGAGAAAAACAUGGAAGCGAUGAUCGAAAUUCAGGAUCAGGGAAGUACCAAGCACCUGCCGAACAUGAAGAAGAUCGUCGAAGUCCUGAAGAAGCAAAGCCACGGAGCCGGAGCCUUCAUUCAGGCCAACCAGGUAUUCUCAUGGACGCUUGACGUUGCAGACAGCCAGGAGAUGCCAGUCAAGCGAAUGCUGGCGAGCCAUGACUGCAGCCUCUCAGAGGGUCCUCGCACAGUACAGGAGAUGUUGAACUGGCCAACGAGGGCAAUGGCUGCUGUGCGUGACAUUGGUCAAUUCGACACCUGGUUGAGCAAUCUCACUGGUGGGUUGAUCGUGGGGACUCAUUUCUCGGGUCUCAUGACUGCAGAAGUGGCUUUGGAGCAACUGGCGCAUGCAACCGCAGACAUUCUUGAAAGAAACGGCCAAACUUCGGAGUCGGAGCAGCUGCAGGGGAGACUUCUGAGUGCCUGGACAUGUGACCAACUUCAGGAGAGUCGCGACUUGGCAAUGGCAUGGCCGGAGUCGAGAUACUGGCACAAUGCUGGUGGGUGCUGCUUCGGCAACAUCUUCGACAGCUCCACAGAUGAGAUGUUGGAGAAGUUCAACUAUGUUGAUCAAGCCAGGGACGAAGGCCGGGGCCAAAAUGCUGUGCAGAACACGCAGACGUACAUGUUUCGCCAUGUUCGCGAGAUCUUCGAAGAAUCAGCGUGCUUUCGGCAUGGAACAUUCUGCAAGUCGCAUGAGUACCCCUCGCCGAAAGGCUUCCACAACCCUUUGACCAUUGAGGUGGCAGGAACUCCAUGUGUUGGUUGGUCCAUCUUGGGAAAGCGUCAGGGUGUCCUUCAUGACAGUCACCUCGCCUUCUUGACGUGGGCGGCAAAGACGAGACUUGCGCCGCCUAUGCUCAUCGUCCACGAGUGCACAGCUGCCUUCCCAGUGAGCUUGCUUGAGUAUUGGUUCGAUGACAAGUAUGAGAUGUACUCCAUGGUGUUGGACCCCCUGUGGAUGGGUCACUCAACCCAGAGACCCAACCGUCGCUUCACAUGGCUCAUUCGCAAGGAUUUCCGGUUCACAGGCAGUGUGGAGGAUUUCAAGGAGAUUUUCGCAGCGCGGACAACGAUGUUGGCAGAUGCAUUUUGCUGUGCACCCAGCGAUGUUCUUCAAGAAGGCCUGAACGCAAGUGCCCUGUCCCGUGGGUUCGUGCCUCAGGAAGUAUCGAAGGUCAAAGAUUGGUCGAUCUACUACCCUCCCGGCAAUCGUGAGCGAAUGGAUGGCCACCUGAGUCUGAGGAAGCGAUCACCCGACAUGUUGGAAACACCGCGAAUCCGAGCUCGAAGGAAAGUUUCAGCUGAGACAUUGAACAUGAAGCACAUCAAAGAGUACCCCAUCAUCGUGGACUUGGAUCAGAAUCCGGGCUAUGGGCCCUCAGCAUCCUUGCAAUGCCCAGCAUUGGUGAGCCAUGGCACCCUGCACAAUUUCUUCCGAAAGCGCUGCAUGGUUGGAGAAGAGGUGGCCGUGAUCGGGAUGCGACCUUCGCGUAGAAGCUCAGCCAGUGUAUCAGUGUAG
Messenger RNA from Symbiodinium necroappetens, 2333 nucleotides. The record is from the annotation of a GenBank genome assembly. Lineage: Eukaryota; Dinophyceae; Suessiales; Symbiodiniaceae.